CACUGGGCCACGGCGACGCUCUCCCAUUGGCUAGUCGAUUAGGCAGCAGCCUUUCGCCCCGGACGCUCUCUUCAGAGUUCUGGUCCGCUCAAUUGUCGCUCCCGUUCAGCGCAGCGGCGCUCUCUGUCUCUCUCCACCCGGUGCUCGUUUGGCUGCUGGACUCUCUCUCUCACACUCUAGGUACUGCGUAAGGUGCUCAGUGCUGGGCUGCUUUUCUAAUCAAACCUCGAUGACCUUCGACCCCCGGUACACCAACAACCGCCUCUUCCUCGCUCGCGACCACCACACGCCUCUUCUCUCUCCUUCCACCCACCCUCAAUCCUCGACCGAAUCCUCUUCCUCCUCCUGCUUUUCUUCCUCUUUUUUUGCUCUCCUCGAUUUCUAGGAUAUCCAAGCCGCUUCCUCGACACCAAACCCAGUCCCGUCUCGUCCCACUGAGGCCGCCGCACUUCAGUCCGCUUCUUCGUCUCUUGCUCUUUCUCCCGGAUACACAUCAUCCUCAGAGAAUAUCGCACACAGCAAGCAGCUCAGACUAUCUACGUCUACUUUCUUCCAUCCUCGUGUGCAUACGCCGACGCGUACGACAGCUGGGACGACAAGGCGCAUCAUACUACAUUGUUUUGCUCCUCUUCCCGCAGACAGGACCCCUCAAAAUCAGGCAGACUUCAACGGCCUCGCCUUAAAUCCACUACUCGCCUGCUCUGCUCGCCUCUCGCCUCGUCUGGCCUUCCGUUGCCAUCUCCCAUACCAUCGACGUUAUCGCCUUCGAUACCAUCUUUCAUCUCGACGUAAGGCCCCGUCUCGUCCUAUUCUUCCUCUUCCUCUCUCUCUUCCCCUCUUCAUCCACUUUGUCCACACGAUAUCCGUCUCAAACAUUUCCCGCCACCUCAUCACAUUGGCCAAUCCUAGACCUUGGGCUUGCUCAAGAGGCUAGGACUACAACAUCAGACCUACCAGUGAGGUCCUGGUCGUGACUCACACUCCGUGUCCUAUUCAGCCCUACAACCCCAUGAACCCUCAAGAGAUCUAACACAACCUAGCCGACAGAGUUCUGGACACCCGUGUCAUCACCGUCACCAUGUCCGUCUCCGUCAACCCUCGACGCAGGACUCCGGUGACUCGCCCGGAGUCUCCUGCCGGCACUGGCCUCACUCUUAAGACCAACAGCCUCCGCAAGGGCGCUACCUUCCACUCUCCCACCAGUCCUACCUCUUCUAUGGAUGAUGCCUUGACUGCUGCCCCUCCAAGCCUUCGACGCUCCCAGACCAACCUGGACGACGUUGUCGACGCCCACUGCCGCCGCAUGGCCUUGAUUGUCGACGACAUUGACAAGUCCCUCGCCAACAUCAACCUGGUCUCCCCCAAGACCAAGUCUUUCCGCGACGAUAGUCUUCCCGUUCCCAGAGGCUUCCUCAACCUGCCCGUCGUCGACCCCGCCAUGGCAAAGGAAAAGUCAAAGGAGACGGAACGUCGCAUUCUGCGCCCCAGAACCCGCCGUUCCUCGAGACAUCAUGAAUCAGACAGCGGACUCGGAACCUCUGUCGCCCCCACCACCGAGACAGAGCCUGCAACCACCGCAUCAAAGAAGGCAUCCGCCAUCACAAGGUCCGCUGCCAACACUUCUUCUGCCACCAUGGAGAAGCUUCCCGCCCUCAGCUCCAAGGCUGUCAACCGCAUCCACGAGCACGUCCUCCGCCCACUCCGGGCCAAGCCUGCUCUCAAGGACUUUGAGCCGAUUGUUCUUGACAUCCCCAGACGCAUUAGAGAGAAGGAGAUCAUCUGCCUGAGAGAUCUCGAAAAGACCCUUAUUUUCAUGGCACCCGAGAGGACCAAGACCGCCGCCUUGUACCUCGAUUUCUGCCUGACGUCGAUCCACUGCAUUCAAGCAACCGUGGAAUACCUAAGCGACCGAGAACAGACUCGACCCAACGACCGCCCUUACACUAACGGAUACUUCAUCGAUCUCGUGGAACAGAUUCGCCAGUACGCAGGACAACUCGCUGCCGCCAAGGAGACUGGAUCAGACGCCGCCGAGAUGGACGUCGACCCGACCGACGAGAUCAAGCUCUUCGGAGGUAUCGCUGACAACGGCCGCCCUGCCGAGCUCAUCCGCAUUCGCAAGGACGGAAAGGCCAUUUCAAUGGCCACCGGCCUGGAAGUCGAUCUGGAUGACCCCAAGAGCCCCAUUCAGAUGAAGCGCUCAUUGAGCCAGCAGUUGGAAGAUGACGAGGAGAUUAUGCGUUCCAUGGCUCGCCGCAAGAAGAACGCCAGCCCUGAGGAGCUUGCCCCUAAGAAGUGCCGUGAGCCUGGUUGCAACAAGGAGUUCAAGCGUCCCUGUGACUUGACCAAGCACGAGAAGACUCACUCUCGUCCUUGGAAGUGCCCCGUCACUUCAUGCAAAUACCACAACUAUGGAUGGCCGACCGAGAAGGAGAUGGAUCGCCACCACAACGACAAGCACUCGUCGGCCCCGCCCAUGUACGAGUGCUUGUACAAGCCCUGCCCAUACAAGUCCAAGCGGGAGUCAAACUGCAAACAGCACAUGGAGAAGGCCCAUGGCUGGCAAUACGUUCGCACCAAGACCAACGGCAAGAAGCCCUCGAGCGUUGCCGGCAGUGUCGCCCAAUCCACCCCUCUUCUCAACCAAAUGCCUACUCCCUCUACGAGCAGCGCCGCUACCCCGCCUGCUCCUUUGGACCAGGCUCAGCAGUUCAACUUCAACGACCCUCUCCUCGCUCCCAUGCACCCCAUCGGCCCUGUUGGCGACUUUGCUUCCCACAUUGAUGGCAUGGAGUUCCCUUCCUACAUCUCGGACGAGGAGUUUGACCAAAUGGUUGGUCAGGGCGGGUUCGAUGGACAGAUGGAUUUGGAGAUGUCCCUGUCUCCCUCCGACCACAACACCCCUGCCACCGAAAUCUCGACUGGCCCAUACAUUUACCAGGACGGUCCUGACUUCACGGUGAACGAGGAUAUUUACGGCGCACACGCCCAGAUCCCCACCCCGGACAGAGCCGUCUUCGCUCAGAAGGAGCUGGACAUGGCUUUCCCCAUCUACCAGCCUGUUCCUGCUUGCCAGCCUCAGAUUGCUCCUGCCCAAACUGCACCACACAUCUCUCCUAUUGGUCAGGGCAACGCAAUGCUCUUUACGCCAAACUCGUUGGCCGAGGUUGACGAGGGCUUCGAGGACAACUACGCUGGCGCUGGAAAUGAAUUCUGCGGCAACGACUUCCAGCUGUUCCCUGCCAACAACGUGACCAAGAUGUACGAGCCACUCUUCGGCGAAGUGCCAAGUGCUGGUUUGGGUUACUCGCAAGCGUCACAGGACCCUUUCCAAUCCAUCGACUGGAACUUGGAUUACCAGAACUUUCAAAGCCAGUAAAUGUGUACUAGGGCUUGGUGCGUUGGAAACUUGUGACAAAAACGUUGAUCUGGCACGGGGCCAGCUAAUGAUUUGAUGACUGGAUGGGAUGAGCCUCACAAGAGGUUCGAGGAAGUCGGACGUUCGACUUUUCCUCUUUUGCGUACUUUGUAUUAUUGAUCUCGCACAUCUACGCUGCUUGCUCUAGGACUUGUCUUUUUUCUCAUUUUUGAUUCACAUGAGAUUGACGAUAGAGAAGAUGGUUUUGUGUGGUGGGAUACGUGGUGGUUGGGUAGCCAGACUUGAGAGUCUAUGGUUUGAAACUCCACGAUUUGAGGAAGAGGGUCUAGAGACAUAUCUCGCUCAAUUUGAUAUGGCAUUUUUGAAGCCACAAAAACAGAAAUUCUCCGAGUGCCCGUUGAGCAAUGCCAUGAGAUGAUACACUGACUUGACUGCCACUUGGUAGUCUCGUGUUCGCUGAUGGACAGUUUGCUCUGGGUUCUACGAGGCAAAGAAAAAAAAGACAACAACACCAUACACCAACAACAACGGCAAAAACAUGAAGCAAAGGCACAGCAGCUCUAUCUUGGGCAGUGAGACUUGGGAGCGCAGUGUCCCGGAACUGAUUCGGGACUCCGCGGGGAGAGGUACAUGAAUGACGUGGUGGUUGUGGGAGUAGCUAUGAGUCUUUGCGGCGAAGCCAAGUGUUGUCUUAGCUAUUGACCUCA
Molecule: messenger RNA, 4086 nt
Organism: Colletotrichum scovillei
Lineage: Eukaryota; Fungi; Ascomycota; Sordariomycetes; Glomerellales; Glomerellaceae
Exons: 3
Coding region: 1079-3379 (766 amino acids)
Biological process (GO): regulation of transcription by RNA polymerase II
Cellular component (GO): nucleus
Source: RefSeq, a predicted model, not a curated record